AUGAAACCACUUUGUGGAUCUGCUAUAAACCAGUUGUGGUUUUUGGAUUAUAUCAAGGAGGUAUCAGCAUACGAUACCAUGGGUGUAGCCGAAUGUCCAGCUACAAUUGAACUGCGACGAGUGGAACACAAUCCGAAAUUCUACUCUUCAUCAUGCGGAUCCGUGGAGAUAUUGCUUCUAAAAUAUAUCGUACCACCAUUGAUGUUGCUUUGUCUGCUGGGAAAUCUUCUAAAUCUUUUGAUCUACAGUCUUUCCUAUUUCGAUGGAAGUAGUUCGGUGCACUUUUUACGCGCCAAAGCUAUUUUCAAUAUGAUUUUUGUGUGGUCGCGACUUCUCGAGGUAAUUCAUGCAUGGACAAAUCCAGCACAACUAUGGUUGGAACCAUUAUUCUGGCAUACACGUUCCUAUAUAAUGACAAUAUCGAAUAUAAGUGGAACAAUGUCAACAUGGCUCACACUAAUGGUUACCGUGGAGACAGUCGUCUGUGUUCUAAUGCCAUUCUUAUUUCGCCAAUAUUGUACAAAAAGGACUACAUGGUUUUUCCUGAUGAUAUCGUUAUCCUUAUCAACAUUGUUACAUUUGACGUUGGUAUUUACAACGGAGAUCGCUAUGCAUCCGCUGGCAAUAAAAGAACAUAUUUUGCCAGAGAGAAAUUCAUCUUGUUGGUAUAUCCAGAAUAUGUACGUAUUUAUGAUGCGUAGUAACAACGUAUAUGAAGUGAUCCAAAGAGUUUACUAUUGGAUUCAAACUACCGUUGCGAUAAUAAUUCCAACAAUUGCUAUGCUCGUCUGUUCGAUUCUCAUCGUUAAACAGUUCACGUUCAAGGAGCUCGGCGAAGCUUUUUCACAAAGACGAAAAUGUGUAAUACGAAUGACUGUUGCUACCACAGUAUCACAUCUACUUCUCGAAGGUCCUGCCACGCUUACUCAUGCUGCAGUUGCUUUAAAGGGCGCAUCCUCGUCAGAACACCACUACAUGAUGUGCAUUUUAAAUAAUGCUAUCAAUAUUCUUUCUAUUGUCAACGCCACUAUUCCUUUCUUCGUGUUUUUGUUAUGCAACGAACAAUUUCGACAUAUGACUGCUAUGUACCUUAAAGCUCAUCUUCAGACGGACAAUGCUCGAAAGAAGACGUAUCUUUCUCAAGCCGGUAUGCGAUGUUCUCGAGUAUCAAGAAUGGAAACGGAACGAUCAUUUGUAGAAACUAGACUACUUUCAAAGGGUUCUAACUUGUGA
Molecule: messenger RNA, 1233 nt
Organism: Necator americanus (New World hookworm)
Lineage: Eukaryota; Metazoa; Nematoda; Chromadorea; Rhabditida; Ancylostomatidae
Exons: 11
Coding region: 1-1233 (410 amino acids)
Cellular component (GO): membrane
Source: RefSeq, a predicted model, not a curated record